CGGGGAGGCGGUGCCGGGGGCGGUUCGGCCGUGAUGGGCGCGCUGAGGGCUCGGACAGUUCUGCUGAGCGGCUCCAACCGCGGUAUCGGCCUGGGGCUGGUCAAGCAGCUGCUGGCGGCCCCCAAACCCCCCCUCUGGAUCUUCGCCUCUUGUCGGGACCCCGAGGGACCCCGGGCGCAGGAGCUGAGAGAUCUGGCAUCCAAACACCCAAAUCUGGUUCUUCUGAAGCUGGAUGUUGCAAACCCCGUGUCUGUUACUGAGGCAGCGAGGAUCGUGGAGAGGAAGAUGAAUGGCUCAGGUCUGAACCUGCUGAUAAACAAUGCUGCCAUCUACACCCCAACAGCAUCGCUGGCUGUGGUGGAUGCUGAGGACAUGAUGAGGACCUAUGAGACCAAUACAGUGGGGCCAAUGCUGAUGGCCCAGGCAUUCCUGCCCCUGUUGAAGAAGGCUGCCCAGGAGAGCACAGAAAAGGGCCUGAGCUGCAGCAAGGCAGCCAUCAUCAACAUCUCCUCUGUCAUGGGGUCCAUUGAGAGAACUCCUGCCACUUUUCUCAAGCCUGUCAUCUCCUAUCGCUGCAGCAAGGCUGCCCUCAACAUGCUCACCAAGUGCCAGGCCCUCACCUAUGGGAAGGUCGGGAUCCUCUCCGUGGCCCUUCACCCAGGCUGGGUGAAAACUGACAUGGGCACCCAGGAGGCUGACCUGACAGUGGAAACAAGUGUGCAGGGUCUGCUCUCUGUCCUGCCAAUCCUCUCUGAGAAGCACAAUGGGACCCUGCUCAACUGGGAAGGCAAAGCUAUUCCUUGGUGACCACCCUGAGGCCCUGCGAGGGACCCUGCAGUGCCAGGUGAUGCUCCAGGUGCCCUCCCUGGUCUGCAAAGGGGUGAGGGGCAGCCUGGGAUCCCUGCCUUCAUCUUUCUAAUAAAGAAAGUUACUCAGUG
This is a messenger RNA of Calypte anna (Anna's hummingbird), 938 nucleotides long. Its product is annotated as C-factor. The transcript has 6 exons. Lineage: Eukaryota; Metazoa; Chordata; Aves; Apodiformes; Trochilidae. The record is from RefSeq and is a predicted model, not a curated record. Bases 34 to 807 code for a protein of 257 amino acids.